Monodelphis domestica (gray short-tailed opossum) is the source of this 867-nucleotide messenger RNA. It is a transcript of the gene SFT2D1, whose product is annotated as SFT2 domain containing 1. Gene Ontology annotation, biological process: vesicle-mediated transport. Gene Ontology annotation, cellular component: membrane. The record is from RefSeq and is a predicted model, not a curated record. NCBI's taxonomy places the organism in Eukaryota, Metazoa, Chordata, Mammalia, Didelphimorphia, Didelphidae.
UGGUCGAGAAGAAGCAGGAACUUAGAUGGGAAGGGGAAGAAGAGGGGAACAAGGCGCAUGCCCAGUAGUACGCGAGUCUCGGUCAGAGCGGCCGAGCUCCUAGCGCGGCGGCGGAUUUCUGGCCUUCGCGGCCCUCGAGCCUCUGACUUCCGGUGGUCCCGUGAGGUCGCGGUUUGCUCCGUUUCCAGGUGGGCGUGAGGAGGACUCAGUGGGGCCGCCGCCGCCGCUACCGUGGGAAGUCAUGGAGAAGCUGCGGCGGGUGCUGAGCGGCCAGGACGACGAAGAACAAGGGCUGACCUCACAGGUCCUGGAUGCCUCAACACUUUCUUGGAACACUAGAUUGAAGUGGUUUGCCAUAUGUUUCAUAUGUGGCAUUUUAUGUUCUAUUAUUGGAACAGCAUUGCUAUGGCUUCCAGGAGGGGUGAAACUUUUUGCAGUUUUCUAUACUUUUGGAAAUAUCGCUGCAUUAGCCAGUACUUGCUUCUUAAUGGGACCUGUGAAGCAACUGAAAAAAAUGUUUGAAUCAACAAGGUUGUUUGCUACAGUUAUCAUGUUGAUUUGUUUGGUAUUAACUCUGUGCGCUGCUCUUUGGUGGCAUAAAAAAGGAUUGGCUCUGCUAUUCUGCAUAUUGCAAUUUUUGGCAAUGAGUUGGUAUAGUUUAUCAUAUAUCCCAUAUGCAAGGGAUGCAGUGAAGAAAUGCUGUACCUCUCUGAUAAGUUAAAAUAAAGAUACUUUUUUGAAGGGUAAAUUUUUAUAUUAUUGUCCAAUUUUCUUGAGGAAACAUAUUCAAAAUUAAUUUUUACUCCAAAAACAUGUUGCAAUAAUUUUAACAUUUUUGUAUACUGAGUAAAAAACCUUUUCUGUUUA